Arachis stenosperma is the source of this 1191-nucleotide messenger RNA. RefSeq lists its product as uncharacterized. The transcript is spliced from 2 exons. Bases 1 to 1191 code for a protein of 396 amino acids. The record is from RefSeq and is a predicted model, not a curated record. NCBI's taxonomy places the organism in Eukaryota, Viridiplantae, Streptophyta, Magnoliopsida, Fabales, Fabaceae.
AUGAAUCUGGAGGGAGUAGGGGACGAGGUGAGGUGCCGGGCCUUCCCGGUCACCCUAGCCGAACCUGCGAUCCGAUGGUUUAACGGCCUCCCGCAAGGAUCCAUCUACGAAUUUUCGGACAUCAGUCGUGCCUUCUUGGCCCAAUUCACAACGCGAAUAGCGAAGGCAAAACACCCGAUCAACCUGCUCGGGAUAACCCAAAGGCAUGGGGAGCCGACCAGGAAAUACCUGGACCGCUUCAACGAUGAAUGUUUAGAGAUUGACGGCCUAACCGACUCGGUCGCCAGCCUCUGUCUGACAAACGGCCUCCUGAACGAGGAUUUUAGAAAACACCUCACAAUGAAACCGCAGGGUAACGGAGAAAGGCAGAAAGAACAAGCCAAAGAGGGAGGGCCGAACAAGGCACCCAGACCGUUUUCCCGAAUCGGGAAGUUCACAAACUACACUCCACUCACUCUUCCUAUCAUGGAAGUUUACCAGCAAAUAGCCGAAAAAGGGAUCUUGUCAAAGCCCCGACCACUCAAAGAUCGUACGGGGGGAAGCAAGAGCCUGUACUGUGACUACCACAAAGGCUAUGGACACCAAACACAGAAUUGCUUCGACCUGAGGGACGCACUAGAGCAAGCCAUAAGGGACGAUAAACUCUCCGAAUUCUCCCAUCUUAUAAGGGAGCCGAGGAGGCGACAUCGAGACCAGGACGAGGAUAAGACCCGGUCGACAAAGCGACGACAAGAGCCAGAAGACAAGGACCAUGGUCUCACUGUGAUAAACAUUGUAACCGCCAAAAACGCGGCGCCAAGGUCGAGAUCGGCACACAAGAAAGACGCCAAGAUCUUGGUGGUCUCCUCCGCGACGAUGCAAAGCUCGAAGAAGCCCCCGUCUAUCUCCUUCGGCCCGGAAGAUCAGUGGUUCGACGAGGCCCCUGAAAACCCACCCAUGGUCAUUACGGCCAGGGUAGGAACAGGACUCGUAAAACGGAUCCUUGUUGACAAGGGGGCAGACUCGAACAUUAUGUUCCGCAACGUGUUUGACGCACUGGGACUAAAGGAUGCCGACCUAUCGGCUCAUCAGCAAGGGGUCAUCAGAUUAGGCGACCACUUCAUCAAGCCAGAUGGAAUAAUAUCCAUGCCGAUCUCCGUGGGACAGGUCCAAGGCCGAAGAUCGGCAAUGGCUGAAUUCGUGGUUCUCUGA